Messenger RNA from Morchella sextelata, 1704 nucleotides. RefSeq lists its product as uncharacterized. Lineage: Eukaryota; Fungi; Ascomycota; Pezizomycetes; Pezizales; Morchellaceae. The transcript has 3 exons. The record is from RefSeq and is a predicted model, not a curated record. Bases 1 to 1704 code for a protein of 567 amino acids.
AUGUCAACCACCACAGCAGACCCGCCCGAAUGCUUCACCGACGAAACCCUCCACCUCUGGCGCCAGUACCCCGAGCUCAACGGCCGCUCGCGCCAGCGCCCCUCUCCCGAGAAGCUCACCUUCAUCAGCGAGGUUCUGCGCGGCGUCUACCUCGGCGACGCCACCUCCUGCAACAAGUCGCACGUGCGCUCGCGCUACCGCAUCGCCAACGAGACGCUCCAGUACAUCCCGGAGGACGGGCGGCCGCCGCGCACCGUCAUCAACGACGACGAGGCGUACGGCCUCAUUGUCGAGUCGCACCUCAAGUACGGCCAUGCGGGCCGCGAAAAGGUCUUCCACUACCUCAAGGACAAGUUCUACCACGUCACGCGCGAGGAGGUCGGCUGGGUGCUGAAGCAGUGCGCAAAGUGUAAGGCGCGCUGUAAGAGUGCGGAGGCGCCGUACGAGAACUCGCCGGACCCGGCCGGCGAUGAGGAUCCGGCGAUGGCGGGGAUGGAUGGGGCGGCGGCGGAGGAGGAGGAGAAUUACCUCCCCGGCGCCUACACGAAGAAGUUCAAUGCGCUCCGGGCGGAGAGCAAGCUGGACGAGUCGGAGUGGAUGAACCUGUGUCUGUGUGUGGCGAGAGAUGUGAGAGGUCCGACGGGCCUUGACGUCAUGCUCGAGAACGAGGAUAAGGGGAAGGCUUGGGACGAGCAUUUCAGCCCGCUUUGCGACAUCUACGCAGAGAGACAUUGGGGCACGAAGACGAAGGGCCGGUGGUGGGCUGGGGACCGUGCGGGGGACCAUAUAUUGAUCAAGGAUUUUCUCCGCCGGCUGUUCAUGAACUUCUUCCAGAAAGAGCGCGUCCAUCGGGCAAGGAUUGCACGCAAGGCGGCAAAGGGAAAAAGGUCUGAUGCCCCUUCCAGCGGCCCUGGUGGUGCUGGCGGUGGCCCCAGCGGCGGUACAACCUGGAUGCGCUCCCACCCGCCAAUCAAGAUCCCCGCGACCCAGCAGUCCCACACAGACCAAGACAACAGCAGCCCCUGUGCGCAGAAGGGCCUCUCCAAAAAACGCCAGCGUGAAAUGGACCCAACCUCUCUGCACUACACCUCAGCGAACCAAGUCGACGGCGAGCCAAGCCACAAGAACCCACGACUAGAGCGCAUCAUGGUCUUACUAUCAAACGCCGAAAAAGAGCAGGCCGACGAGCCCCCGCCAGACACCACCACACACACACACACCCGCAAGCGGAACACCGCAAGCACUAUCCACCACCACAGCCCCGUCUCCCUCGAACCCACCCCCCACGCCGUCUUCCGCCUCGACCCCAUCGGCGCCGUAUUCCCACCCAUCCCCCCGCCCAGCGCCACCACCACCGCCUCCGGCAGCACCAGCAACACCCCCACCACCCCGCAGAUCUCCGACGACCUGCUCUUCAUGACAUACGUGCAGCGCGACGAGCGGCGCCACGAGAUCCGCCUGAUCCGCGGCGACUCGCUGACGCCGCUGCCGUUCACGGGCGUGCUAGAGAAGCUGCGCAAGAAGCACCGGUUGGGGGCGAGGCAGGUGAUUACGGCGGUGGUGCUGGACUUUAAGGGCAAGAAGCUGUGCAUUGAGGCCGAGGACGAGGAUUGUCAGUGUGAUUGGGAGACGUGGGUGAGGGUUGAGGGCCCCAAUGCGAAGCAGGUGGAGAUGGAGGUGAAGGUGGCGGAGAUGGUGGGGUGA